Stegodyphus dumicola is the source of this 2124-nucleotide messenger RNA. RefSeq lists its product as uncharacterized. The record is from RefSeq and is a predicted model, not a curated record. NCBI's taxonomy places the organism in Eukaryota, Metazoa, Arthropoda, Arachnida, Araneae, Eresidae.
AUCAACCCAAUCCAAGAUAACAUAUGUUUUGAGAAGUUCUUUGUUUGGUUUACGACAUAUAUUCUGGAAGCAACAUCAAAACAUUUGUCUCUUAUAUCCUGAUGCGAUUGGAUGUGAUUCUUCGGAUUACAGGAAAAAAUAAACGUUGUCUAGAAAUAUGUUUACACGUCCAGUUCUCCUCAUCAUAUCCAUGCCUGUAAUCCUGCCGCUCUGCUUCGCCUUGCCUACGAAGGUAGUCACUGAUGUCACUUUUACAGACAAAGCAUGGAUUUCCAACCAUGAGAACUCGAUAGAAAGGAUACAAAACCGCCAAACUGCAUCUAAUUUUGGUGUAAGUGGGCCAGUUGCUGCAAGUUUAGCCUUCGUUGGACUAAAUUUAGCUUUCAUUUCUCUCCUUGUUCCUUUUGUGGUAACCGCUGUCGCUGUUAGUGAGAAGAGAAGCUCUGAUGAUAGUCUAGAAUCGUUACAGACUAAGUGGCGAAAUAUGCGUCACCUAUACAGAUCGGAGAAUCAUGAUGCUGAUCAUUCUUCAAGAUUUUCCAAAAAGGAUGAUGAACGAAGAACAAUAAAUCGAAUUAAACCUGCAAACCCGUAACAAACGCGAAUGCCGAAGAUAUUUACAAAAUGAUAACUAUAAUUCAACUGUGAUUUCCCAUUUUAAAUGCCCCUGAGAAUAUGUAAUUACGUAAGCUUUUUAAUUAUGUACCACAUGAGUAAUAAAUGUAAGUUAUUUUUUCCGUAUUAUGACUUUUUUCCUCUUAGAUCAACUACAAAUUAAACCACAAAGGAAACAUUAUGAAUUAACUCGUUGUUUAUAAUUCUUUGCUCUAACGUACGCCAUCUGAAAAUGCUCGAAAGUAUGCAUACGCAUGCCAUCUUCAUUAAAAUAAAACCUUCUCUCCUUUUUGCCCAAUCGUCAAUACUUUUAUCAAUAUAAGCAUAAGUAUAUUGAUUUUAAUCUAAAUCUGAAGUGCUCAUAAUAUUGAAAAUGAGUUAAAUAAAAUUAAAAUUAAUCCUAAGAAACGUGUAAUACAUCGUGUUAUUUACUUCUCGAUCAAAAAAUACAUGUACAAAAAUACAUGGAAGAACUUCCAUUUGUAUCAAGUGAAAACUCAUGUAAAUGUAACAGCUUCAAAGAAAUAUGUGUUCAUCUAAUAAGUCUAUUUAAUUUCAUUUUAAAAAUAAAAUCACUUGGAUUUUCAUAUGAUAUUAAUUUCGAUUUCUGGAAAAAGAAUCGUUGAACGCAUAGAAAACAUAUUAUAUUUCUAAAAUACAAAUUCUACGGUCUAAAGUUAUAACCCUGUGUUGAAGCUCUUUUAUUAGCUAGCUUUAUCUGAAUCUUUAGUCUAUGGAAUUUCAAUUAAAAUUUCAAUCAAAUUGUAACUGAAAUGGUAUAAUAAAUACGUUAUAAUUAAUGUUGUACUUAGAUUUAAUUCAGUAAUAUAAUAUCUAUGCUUUUUCGUAGCAUUUAUAUAAUGUAAAUUAUCAUGCUGUUUUUCCAUCUAAUAAUAGAUAGCAUGACUAUAAUAUAUUGUACAGAAUUUGAAUUCCCGUACAUAUUCGUAUACUUAAAAAUAUAAGAAUAAAAUUUUAAUUUAAGACAUUAAAAUGUUGCAAGGAAUUUCGACAUCUUUAUUUCUGAUUUGUGCUUAUUUAUUUAAGGGUACUCUGAAUUAAUUUUUGUCUAAAAGAGCCUCUGAUAUAGUAAAUUUUAUCAGCUAUCUAUUCAUUAUAAUUCAUAACAAUGUUAGACUGAGAAAUUCUACGAAAGUACACAGGAGAACAAUCUGUACACCGAGCUUACAACAAUCUGUACACCGAGCUACGAAAGUUUAUUCAUUAUUUUAAUUAGUCAAUUAGUUGAAAUCGAAUUAAUUAAAAACUAAGGGAAAAUAAGAAUUAUUUGCUUAAGUUGAAAUAAAGCUUUAGUGAAAAAAAUCACUUUUAGUGUUGUUUAUCGCAUUUAUCGGCGCAUUAAAACUCAUCAACAAAAUAUGUUAUUCCUUGUAAGAAGACUUAAUUCAAAACAUUUUUCCUAUUUAUUGGAUAUGGCGAGAUAAUUAGUUAAAGAAGUCGUUCAGCUGAAGCUUAAUUCUUAUCGAGCUUCUGGAGAAUUUAAAUAAU